Molecule: messenger RNA, 252 nt
Organism: Anisakis simplex (herring worm)
Lineage: Eukaryota; Metazoa; Nematoda; Chromadorea; Rhabditida; Anisakidae
Source: the annotation of a GenBank genome assembly
AUGGCGGCACGUUUGAGUGGUGCAACAGCACGAGUUGUGAAAGGAGUGAUGCGAAGGACUCCGCCAAGAGCUGCUUUGACGCUCACUCCAGAAGCAGUAGAGCGAGUGAAGGUCCUAUUGCAGAAGGCACCUGAUAUGAAGGCUUUAAAGAUUGGCGUUAGGCAACGUGGCUGUAGUGGUUUAACGUAUACGUUGGAUUAUGCAAAAAGCAAAGCUAAAUUUGAUGAAGAAGUCAUACAGGUUCGAUUCUAG